Penicillium antarcticum is the source of this 474-nucleotide messenger RNA. Its product is annotated as ankyrin repeat domain-containing protein. NCBI's taxonomy places the organism in Eukaryota, Fungi, Ascomycota, Eurotiomycetes, Eurotiales, Aspergillaceae. The annotation marks the transcript as partial. Gene Ontology annotation, molecular function: protein binding. The transcript is spliced from 2 exons. The record is from RefSeq and is a predicted model, not a curated record.
CACACUCCAAUUUCUGUUGCCGCAUCGCACGGGCGCGUGAACACGGUUGCUUGCCUACUGGAUAUGUGGGGCGUGGAGAUCAAUGGGAGGGGUCUAAUAGAUCCGCCCAUUUCUCGAGCGGUCGCACAUGGCCAUCUCGAUGUGGCAAGACUCCUAGUGCAACAAGGCGCACGUCUGAACAUCAAUGAAAGCACGAUCGCAUCUCACGACACUGCGCUCUGCAUUGCUGCUCGUGGUGGUGACUUACAGAUGGCCCAGGCACUAUUACACCAUGACCAAACUGAUGCCAACCUCCGGAAUAAAUGGUUUGAAAAUCCAUUGAUAUUGGCAGUCAAGGGUGGACUUAUCUCGAUUAAAGAGAUAUUAGCAAAGAACGAUUACAUCAAGACGGCCAGUCGAAGCAGAAUGGAAGACGACAGCAUCCCUCAAAUAUUGUUGAGGCGGUCUCCGAGGACAAGAUUUGGUGGUCUGUGA